Messenger RNA from Saimiri boliviensis boliviensis (Bolivian squirrel monkey), 1533 nucleotides. It is a transcript of the gene IL17REL, whose product is annotated as interleukin 17 receptor E like. The record is from RefSeq and is a predicted model, not a curated record. Lineage: Eukaryota; Metazoa; Chordata; Mammalia; Primates; Cebidae. Gene Ontology annotation, molecular function: interleukin-17 receptor activity.
AUGCUGGCUGGGCAAGUACUUGCGUUCCUCGGCCUGACCUGGGGCACCUUCCAGAGCCUGGCCAUCCCCAGGAUUGCGGAAUGUGGCCUCUCCUGUUCUCAGGGCUUCGCCUGCAGGAGCCACGGGAACCGGAACAUUUUUAACAGCUUCUGCCAGCCACGCCCCGUGUCCAUGUCCAUGUCGGUCCUGGAGGCCCUGACCCCCUCCACUGCCAUGCAGUGCUUCACCCCUAACGGCUGCUCACUGCUCCUGCGUGUACGCGCCUCCAUCACCCUGCAUGAGCGCCUGCGGGGCCUGGAGACCUGCAUCACAAGCCUGGACACCCAGGAGACGCAAUGUCAGAGCGUGUGGGUGGCCAGGGCCUCCCACCGGCAGCAGGCCGGGCAGCAGCUCCAGGUGCAUUUUGGCUGCUUUGAGGUGAGCGUGGCCCAGCGCCUCUAUGUCACCCUGAGAACCAUCCCUCAUUUCUGCGGGGUCCAGCUGGACCAGAGCCACCUCGUGGAAGGCUGCGGAGAGGAGGACGUGGGAAGGAGCGUGCCCGACUGCCUCGCCGGGCAGCUCAGCUACUGGGUGGACCGGAGGCGCAAGGCGAUUCUGGUGCAGGUGCCCCGGGCCUCAGGAAGCCCCGACUACUUCGUGCGGCUCUGCCUCAAGCUGUUCACCUGCAAGGACGCGGGCGCCCCAGUGCUAGUGAAUGCGAGUAGCGUCUCCCGGGCCGUCUCCCUGCCCUACAGCCAGGAGCUGCCAUGCCUGUGCCUGGAGGGCUGGUCUGCGACCCCUGACGCCGUGCGGACCCAGAUCUGCCCCUUUGAAAACGACACUCGGGCCCUGGAGAUGCUGUGGGACACAGUCCACUACCACCCCGGGAGCCAGACACUGAGCUGGGAGCCCGCCUGCCCUGUGAGUGGCCAAGUGAGCCUGUGCUGGUGCCCGGGGCCCGGGGACAGCUGCCAUAAGCUGCAGCACUCCAGCCAGCUGGCGCAUCGCAGAGUGCAGUACCUGCUGGUGGACACCCAGCCCCAGCUCUGCCUGAAGUUCUCCACCAGCUGGGGUUCCUGGGUGCGGUGCCCUUUCAAACAGCAUCGCUUCCCAACCUGGAAGAUGACCAUCCAGCCUUCACCCAGGCAGGGCCACCUCCGGGCCACCUUCUUCUCGUCCAGCCCCGCCUACUUCCAGGUGCACCUGUGUCACAGAAGGAGGUCACAGCUCCCAGCCUGUCAACCUGCACUCCAGGCCAGCCCACUUCCUCCAGCCUCAGCUGACCUGGAAGCUGCCCCUGCCAUUGCCUUCCUGGACCUUCCCAGGGAGGAGGCCUGUGCCCCAGGCAUCUGCAUCCAGGGCUGGAGGACCGAUGUGCACUUCUCCGUCCCACAGCAGCUCUGCAACCUCCACGCCAGGGGGUGCCCCGCUUUCAGGGGCCGCAGGGGGCCGAAGACUGGACUCAGGCACUCCCGGCCUCCCUCGGCGGGCUGGGCAUGGCGUGCGCUGAGCAGGAGACUGGGUGGGGAGGAUGGGGAGACCAUCCGGCCCUAA